This is a messenger RNA of Danaus plexippus (monarch butterfly), 4448 nucleotides long. Its product is annotated as tyrosine-protein kinase-like otk. Gene Ontology annotation, molecular function: transmembrane receptor protein tyrosine kinase activity; ATP binding. Gene Ontology annotation, cellular component: signaling receptor complex. The transcript is spliced from 18 exons. Gene Ontology annotation, biological process: positive regulation of kinase activity; cell surface receptor protein tyrosine kinase signaling pathway; multicellular organism development. The record is from RefSeq and is a predicted model, not a curated record. Lineage: Eukaryota; Metazoa; Arthropoda; Insecta; Lepidoptera; Nymphalidae. The coding region runs from base 380 to 2377 and encodes 665 amino acids.
AAAUUAUUUUUUUUAAAUUAUAACUCUUAAAAUAAUGUUUAGUUAUAAUAUGUAAAGGAACGUUACGGUGUGAAUGAACUGUCAAAUAUGCAAUGAAGCUAUCCGCCGUCUGGAGUCCGUAAAUUUGUUAGUGUGUGUAUAUAUGAAGGGAUGGCUGUAUUAGUGUGAGUAAAAGCUGCUCUUGAAGCUCACAAGAGCCCAGAGAAAAGCACAAGUUUUAGUUUGCAUUUGCCCAAUGACGAACGCGUCGGGAUAAACUCAACGAUUUAUUUGCCGGGCUUGCUUAGAAAUGCUUACAUUUUGUAUUCUUUAAAUUAAAAAUGAUUAAUUAUAAAAUCAAAUAGACUGUAUACUCGUUUAAGUGGAUUGUUUUUUCAAGAUGUGUUUUCGUCUCGCAUUCGUUUUGCUCCUUCUAUCCGAGCUCCAAUACUCCUCAACUGCUGACGUCAGUCACGGGCACAGGGGCCGCGUUCGUAAAGCCAAUCGUCGACACAGAGCUACUACAGAUGGCGUCCUCCGCUUCGAGCCCGAACCGUAUAGUAAGAAAUUCGAGCUUGGCAGUUCCGGCAAGAUACAUUGCAAAGUGGCGGGUGGUGUCACACCAACUGUGCAGUGGUUCCUGAACGAGAAAGACCCUCUGCCGGAUGGUAUAACCUCGGCCAACGGCACGCUCAUGGUGACGGAGGCUAAGAAGAUCCAGGCGGGGAACUAUUCCUGCCACGCCUCGGACGGAGACCAGAUUAUAACGGCCAGGAUCAGCUUAGACGUUGUCGUGUCUCCGAGGGUCUUGGAACCCACGCCCGGACAGCAGGUGCACGUGACGCUAGGACAGACGGUGUCCCUCAAUUGUCUGGCCGUUGGUGACCCACCACCUACCACCCAUUGGGAUAGAAACCUCAGCAUACUACACCAACAAAAUGGCGCGGACAUCGAUGAAAGUGCAAACUCGUCCAUGUCGAGGCUGGUGAUACUCAGCAACGGGACCCUGGUGAUACAGAACGCGACUGAGGUAGACUCGGACCGCUACGGCUGCACGGCCGGCAGCGCCGCGGGGCUGGCCAGGAACGAGCUGGAGCUCAUCGUCCACCCGGUCGGUGAACUCCCUCCCGCGGAGUCGACGGGCGUCGCCGGGAAGGCGGUGCUCGUAUCCAUCACCGUGGCCGGGGCUUAUAUGAUACUCGUGCUGGUCCUCAUGCUGUACUGUCGGCGAAGACGGCUUCAGAGGCGACAAAGAGGAGAGAAGUUAGAGUUGGAGAUGGCGGAAGGGAGAGAGAAGCUGGUAGAAGAAGGAGAGAAGAAGAUAAACGGAGCGGCACAGAACGGGAGGUUGCUGUGUGACAGAGAGAGCGGAGCUGAUAAUUCAGAAGUUUCCGGUACAUCAAAAACCUCCAAAAAAUCCAGCCAGUACGACCACCUCAGUGUACCCAAGACCUUACUCACUGAUAUUAUAACACUGGGUCGCGGAGAAUUCGGUGACGUGAUGCUGGCGAAGAUAGAUCUCGCUCAGAUAAAGAAGCUGCGGAACAAGGAAGACGAGUCGGAGAGCGUCAUGCAGCCCGUGCUGGUGAAGGCGCUCACCACCAAGGACAACGUCCAGCUAUCAGAGUUCCGUCGUCAACUGGACCUGUUCAGCCGCGUCCGGGACGAGCACAUCUCCAGGCUCCUGGGACUGUGCACGGCCGAUGAACCGCACUACAUGCUAUUAGAGCACACGGACUGGGGUGACCUGAAGACGUUUCUGAUCGCGACUCGAACUCAAGAGGAAAACGAGGAGUACAUAGCUCGAGUGGGCCCUGGCCACGGCCUGCCGCCCACGCCCACCAGCAUCGAACCUCUCGCCCCCGCCCACAAAAUGGCGCUGGCCGCUCACCUGGCCGCCGCGGCCAGCCGGCUGGCGCACAAGAGACUCACGCACAGGGACAUCGCUGCUCGGAACUGCCUCAUCACGUCGUCUCUGACCCUCAAGCUGUCUCUGCCGGCUCUCACCAGAGGGCCUCACUCGCACGAGUACUACAAGAUGCAUGACACGGUGAUCCCCCUCCGCUGGUUGCCCGUGGAAGCGGUCUUGGAGGACGAGUACUCCAUCAAGUCCGAUGUAUAUAUGUAUGGAGCAACUAUAUGGGAGAUAUACACCAAAGCUGAGUUGCCGUUCGCUAAACUGAACGACAACUCGGUGCUGGAGCGUCUCAAGAGCGGCUCGCUCGACUGGAACGUCCCGGGGUCGAUGCCCGACAAACUACAAGAGCUGUUGAAACGCUGUUGGAGUAAGUCGCCCACAGAUAGACCACAGUUUCCAGAAAUCUUUGAAGAAGUCAACAACAUGAUAAAAGACUUGGCGGACAACAGUUCACAACAUUCAGCCGAGCGUGAGAAGUAAACGGAGGCGUUAGGGCGCGUUCACACUGGCAAGAGGCGUUAGGGCGCGUUCACACAGCGAUGAGAGGAACGAAGCGAUUGAAGUAAAAAAAAAAUUAACUCAAGCAACGACCUUGUAUAUAAUUAGACUAUUUCUUUAGACUCGAAUUGAAAAUCUGUCCAAAAAUUAUUAAGUUUCUUUGAUAUUAGAUUUAAAAAAGGGUGUUAAUGUAUUAGUUUUUGAGAAAUAUGCUCACAAAAAUACAUACAUUUAUAUACAUUGCAUAAAAAAUUAACGCUUUUGUUAUAUAAAUAUAUCCUUCAUUGGACAUGACCUCGCUUCCUCUCAGAACUUCCGGAACGCAAACCAAUUAAUUGAUUUCAAGCUAAAUUAUAAAUAUUUUUCUUAUGUCAGUGAUUUUCAGAGAUCUGAAAUAAAAAUAAAAAAAAAUUAGUUUAAGAUCAGUUCAAAGAGAGCGGAAAAUUUUUGACUUUAUUGGAAGCAUGUUUAGGUUCAUAGGAUCUGUGAAAAAAAAAAAAUUCUAUAAUAUUAAGAAAAACAAAAAAAAUCUAUCAAAAAUUAAAACAUCUCGAGAUGUGUUAAAAUUAAUUUUGUAUUUUAGUGAACGCUAGAAGUUAAGGUUAUUGUGUGUAAGAAUUAUAAUAUUAAUUUAAAUUAGGUCGCGGAACAGGACGGUUGUCGCGCGGCGUUUCAGAGGCAUUUACUAUGACUAGGGUUAGAGUAGUUUACACGCAGGAGUUUGCAGUUGAUAUUGAAAUUAAAUUUUUUUUGAUCAUUUAAAACAUUAGAACAGGAAAUAAUCGUCAAUUUUAUUGCCAAAACAAAACUUGAGUUAUAUUUUACAUAGAAAACUAUCGGAUAAGGCUUAUACGUUAACAUUAUUAUACAGAUAAUCUAAAAUUACUUAGUUUGUAAGUGACUUGAGGUGAAAGCUAUCAUUAUACAACUAUGUAUAAGUAAAUAUAUGAUAAUUUGUUAUAUGUAUGUGUGAAUGAUGGCUUUUGGAUCAAAUUUCUAAUUUAAGUGAUGAAACUGGAAGCUAAACGAUACUGCCAAUGUAUAUAAUAAGUUAAGACUGAUCUAGUGUGUUAGGAGCCCGCUGGCAGCCAACGCUGGCUCAUAGCUCUAGUGAAGAUACGUCCCAUGGGAAACCAACAUCGUCCGGAUGCAAUCGAAGUAGCUUACAUUUAGGCAUUCUAUUGACUGUUUAUUAAUCUAGACUACACUUAGACCUAGAACCUAGCUUAGACUACAGUAUGUCCUUAAGAAUACUGUAACAAAAAUUUUCCAUUGCACUAUAAUUAAAUUUUGUAUUGGAAAAAGAUAUUUUUAAUUAUUUUGUUUAUUAUGAGUUUGUUUUUUUUUAUUAUUGUACAUUAUAUUGAUACCGGAUAAUGCAUUUAUAGGAUAAGUUAGCGUUUAGGAUUGACAAAUCACUCGGUUCAAAGUUAUGAUAAUUGUUUGUGUGAUGGAAGUCGGCCAACCUCAUUACUUCUUUGGCCAGUUUUAAAUAAUUCAGUAUUUAUUUUUAUUGUAAGGCUAAUGGCACAUUGAAUAACGUUAGCGGUCGGUUGCAAACCGGCCUUAAACUAGGUUUUGUACGUGUAGUGCCUGGAUUUAGGUCACGUAGGUAUAAGUUAGUGCACCUAAAAUUUAUAUACUGCUUGGUAAUUUUUUUACCAAAAAAAUAAUAAUGACGUAAUUGCUUUUUUUAGUUAUUUCCGAGUUGGUAUAUACAUUCUAGGUGUCCUAUAGUGGAUCAGUCAGUCAUUAAUUUUCUUGUCAAUUUUUGUAUGUAGCAACACUUGUAUUGUGAUGUCUGUGUGUCUGUCGUUUCGUAUCGACCGGGUUCCGUUUGUGUCGAGGGUUCUCGUCAAGUCGUUUUAAGUGUCGGUGCUUUGUUUCAGUCUGUGAGAUCACAUCACGAGACCGCUCUCCUUCAGUUCUAGCGCGGUUCCGUUAACAUUUGUGAUAGCUUCUUCUUACUUUAGUACUCUUAGUGUUAAGGCGACUGUAUUCGUGGAAGGAAUUUUUUGCAUUACGCGAUUUUCAAUAAACUAUAAUUAAUAUA